This is a messenger RNA of Oryza sativa Japonica Group (Japanese rice), 1672 nucleotides long. Its product is annotated as glutelin type-B 5-like. NCBI's taxonomy places the organism in Eukaryota, Viridiplantae, Streptophyta, Magnoliopsida, Poales, Poaceae. The record is from RefSeq and is a predicted model, not a curated record. Gene Ontology annotation, molecular function: nutrient reservoir activity.
AGGGACCUCAUGUCUUGGGAAAUCACAUCAGUUGAGUUUCCAUUAUCCUUUCAAUAAAUAGCCAUGGCAACUAUUGCAUUCUCUCGAUUUUCUAUAUGCUUUUGUGUCCUUCUCCUUUGCCAUGGUUCUAUGGCUCAGAUAUUUAGUCUAGGCAUAAAUCCAUGGCAAAAUCCUCGACAAGGGGGUUCUAGGGAGUGUAGGUUUGAUAGGCUCCAAGCGUUUGAGCCGCUUAGGAAAGUGAGGCAUGAAGCUGGGGUUACAGAGUACUUUGAUGAGAAGAAUGAGCAGUUCCAGUGCACCGGUACAUUAGUAAUUCGUCGCAUUAUUGAGCCUCAGGGCCUUCUUUUACCUCGAUACUCCAACACUCCUGGCCUAGUAUAUAUCAUCCAAGGGACUGGUGUACUGGGAUUGACCUUUCCUGGUUGCCCAGCAACUUACCAAAAGCAAUUUAGGCAUUUUGGUCUUGAAGGAGGAAGCCAAAGGCAAGGAAAAAAAUUAAGAGAUGAAAACCAAAAGAUCCACCAAUUUAGGCAAGGAGAUGUUGUUGCACUUCCUUCUGGUAUACCACACUGGUUCUAUAAUGAGGGUGACACCCCUGUUGUUGCUUUGUUUGUUUUUGAUGUAAACAACAAUGCUAAUCAACUCGAACCAAGACAAAAGGAGUUCUUGUUAGCUGGUAACAAUAUAGAGCAACAAGUGUCCAACCCCUCAAUCAACAAACAUUCUGGGCAAAACAUAUUCAAUGGAUUCAACACUAAGCUAUUAAGUGAGGCCUUAGGCGUUAACAUAGAGGUGACCAGAAGGCUACAAAGUCAAAAUGACCGAAGAGGAGAUAUCAUUCGAGUAAAGAAUGGCCUUCGAUUGAUAAAACCAACUAUCACACAACAACAGGAACAAACACAAGAUCAAUACCAACAAAUUCAAUAUCAUAGAGAGCAACGAUCAACAAGCAAAUACAAUGGCUUGGAUGAGAACUUCUGUGCAAUUAGGGCAAGGUUAAACAUAGAAAACCCUAAUCAUGCUGAUACUUACAACCCUCGUGCUGGAAGGAUUACAAAUCUCAAUAGCCAGAAGUUCUCCAUUCUUAACCUUGUCCAAAUGAGUGCUACAAGAGUAAAUCUAUACCAGAAUGCUAUUCUCUCACCAUUCUGGAAUAUUAAUGCUCACAGUUUGGUGUAUACAAUUCAAGGGCGUGCUCGAGUUCAGGUUGUUAGCAACCAUGGAAAGGCUGUAUUUAAUGGUGUUCUUCGUCCAGGGCAAUUACUAAUUAUACCACAAAAUUAUGUGGUUAUGAAGAAAGCAGAGCUUGAAGGAUUUCAAUUUAUCGCGUUUAAGACAAACCCAAAUGCCAUGGUAAACCACAUCGCGGGGAAGAACUCAGUUCUCCGUGCAAUGCCUGUGGAUGUGAUAGCUAAUGCAUAUCGCAUCUCAAGGCAGGAAGCUCGUAGCUUGAAGAAUAAUAGGGGAGAAGAGAUUGGUGCUUUCACUCCUAGAUAUCAACAACAAAAAAUCCACCAAGAGUACUCAAAUCCAAACGAAAGUGAGACUCAAGAGGUGAUUUAAACCCAAGGCAUUAUAUACUAAAAAAUAAAGCCACAUGCAUAAAGCUUUGUGGAGUUUUGUAUUUUGUCGUAUGUGUAAGUUAAAUAAAAAAAGAAUUGCCUUCAUUUAA